Molecule: messenger RNA, 5690 nt
Organism: Amoebophrya sp. A120
Lineage: Eukaryota; Dinophyceae; Syndiniales; Amoebophryaceae
Source: the annotation of a GenBank genome assembly
AGAUGACGUAAAUGAAUUAUCGUACAAAAAAAUGCUUGGGAAAUGGAUCUACGGCUGUUCGGGAUGAAAUUCAAAUUGUUCUACGUAGAAGACCGUCUUCCACCCAGAAACCUAAAAGCAGAAGCAUCGAAAAAAAAACCACGUCGAUUUUUUAAUGUGUCCCGAAAAACAGUAUUCAAAUUUAUAAACCUUUUGUCCCCACAAAUCUCGCCUCAGGACCCAAGAACACAAUAAUUUUGAGCCUACCCCUUGUUGACCCAAGCUCAACAUCUUCACUAAUUUUUGUUGAUGCACGUUAUUGUUUGUCAACGCAUUUUUAGAAGCUCGACAAUGACGUCAAAAGUCCCACCCUAGUUUUUCUUUUUUUUCUUUUUGAAAACACGACAACACCUUGGGCAAAGUGACGCAAACUUCAACUAUGUGUAUCCACGAGCCUCGGGGCCCUAGUGUGGUGCCGCUGGUGCCUGAAGAGCACGCGACCGCCAGCACCAGCAGACGAGGGGUGACGGCAGGAGCGCGACCGACCAACUACCGUCUGUACACUAGGGAAGAGGUGGCCCAGAAGGCAAAAACCGAUGGCGACUAUUUGUUUAUCAUCAAGAAGCAGGUGUACAAAGUGCCAGAAAAAUGGGCCAUGAUGCAGCACCCCGGGGGCGAAAUUCUGCUCCGAGACGGAAGGGGGUCGGAUAUCACGGUAUAACAUCAAGCUACUUUUUACCUUCGACUGCAAUAUAUACUUUCAUCUCAUGUGCAGGCGCGUAGGGAAGCACCACAGCUCUUCUUUUGUCAUUGCGAACAAAAUUGCAGCCGGUUAUGUUCUGCAUCAUUCAAUUUCAGCACCUAUUCUUUCCAGUUCUCCUUACAAAAAAAAAAAACACCACAAAUUCACAGAUUUCCUUCCUGGGCAACCACCGAGAGGAAGUCGUCGCUCCCCUUCUGAAACGCUUCCUCGUAGGUUACGUGGACACGGAGGCUAGCAAGAUGGAAACGGAAUUCGCCACCAUGGUGGAAGACAUCCAGAAGGACAAGACCUGGUUCGAAGCUGACAAGUGGUUCUACCUCGGCGUGCAGCUGAGAUACUUUCUGUUGCUCUUCAGCAGCGUCGCCUGUGUGGUCUACGGGACCGAGAACUACUACAUCAGGACGAUUUUGUCCGCGGUGCUCCUCUAUGGAUUGCAAAAAUGUCUGGGUCUGGAAGAGUGCAAACUUGUGAUGCGCAUUUCAGAAAACAGAAAAAUCUCUCAUGCGUGGGUAGCAAAAGCUGCCCGCUUUCUGCCACCAAAGUGGGGGAUUUGUCAUGCGGAUUCGGCAUUGCGGAAGCUUCUCGAAACCUGUAAUGCUAGAGCUUCCAUGCCAGACCUUCUGUGUCAUGCACAAAACAGCAUGACUCUUCCAGACCCAGACACUUUUGCAUUUGAUAUCCUCGGCUGCUAUUUCCAGCAGGUCGCCUUCAUCGGCCACGACACCGGGCACAACGGCGUCUCACACUCUUUGUUCGUGGAUGAGUGCCUCGGGUAUUGAUAAAAAAGAUUUAUUUUCAUACUUUUCUACUUCUUUACGAGCUUUUCUUUGAAACCGAUAAACGAAGUUGUCGAGGACUUUCGUGACGAUAUAUUUUGCUGCGCGUAAAGAUGACAAAUGAAGCGAGAAUUUUACCAUCACAAAAAAACACUCUAACACAGCCUCUUCUGGGGUAACGCCAUGUCCGGAAUUUCCGGUGGCUGGUGGAAGGCCACCCACAACGUCCACCACCUGGUAACCAACUCGGUGGAGUACGACCCGGAUAUCCAGCAUCUGCCCGUGUUCGCGGUCACGGAGAUAUGCAUUGCAAAAAUGUCUGGGUCUGGAUGAUUGCAACUUGUGAUACUGUCUCUGCAUUCUAAAAAAAGUCUGUAUUGCAUGACCAGCAAGAGGGGUCCAGUUUGUGUUACGCGGAGAGGGCAUUUCUCAUGCGGAAUAGGCAUUAGGAAGCCCUCUAAAAAUCUGUGUUGCUAGAUCAUGGAUUAGAGGCAUCAAUCAUGAUACAAAAUAUGCAUGACAAGUCUGGCACUCUUCCAGACCCAGACAUUUUUACAUUUGAUAGGAGAAAUACUUCAACAACAUUUUCUCCGAGUACCACAUGAAAACCCUCCACUUCGACAAGGUCACCCAGACGCUGCUGCAGUACCAGCACAUCCUCUACUACCCGAUCCUGGCGCUGGCAAGGUAUGAACGCCUUUCUCUUUUUUACCUUGCAUCUGCAUUUAUUUAUGGUACAGCAGGAGCCUGUGCUGAGUAUCAAUAUUUCUAUGAUUGUUUUCAACAGCUGCCAUCUGCAACUGUAACUGUAUCCUGUCUCAUGAACAAACCCAGCAAACAUGAAAUCCCAACUUUAAUAUCAGGUUCAACCUCUACGCACAGUCCCUGAUCCUGUGUUUCGCCCCCUACCCCGUUUUUCGGCGGUGGGGCGGUAAGUCACGGGCCAAGGAACUCGCGUGUCUCGGGUUCUUCUGGGCCUGGUUCUCGCUGCUCGUCGCGCAGCUCCCGACCAUGGGCGAACGGGUGGCGUUUCUACUGCUAUCCCACGCCGUCGCGGGCUUGCUGCACGUGCAAAUCACCAUCUCCCACUUCCCCUGCCCGGUCGUGGACGGGAACCCGCUCGGGAACGACAAGCUGAACUUCAUCCAGCUGCAACUCCAGGGAACCAUCGACGUUGGUAUAAGACUUUGUAGAUUUUUUGUGUUGCUGACAAAAGUCGUGUUCAUAAUAUUGAAAAGUAAAUGCAAUUUUUAAUGGAUACAAUAACAUCAAAGCAAAAACGUGUACAAACUACAAAACUACAGACUGUCCAUCCUACAUGGAUUGGUUCCACGGCGGCCUCCAGUUCCAAGCGGUGCACCAUCUGAUUCCUCGCGUCCCCAGACAUAACCUCCGCAGACUUCGCGACGAGAAAAUUCUGCCGUUCUGCAAGAAGCACGGCCUUGAAUACAAGAAGGAAACUUUCUUGAAAUGCAACUUGAUGGUGAUCGACACACUGCGGAAGACGGCGGACAAAAUCUCGCCCUUCUUGAUUGACGCAGUCAACGCGCAAGGAUAGAGGAACAACCGUUUUCAUAUCAAGGAGUAGCGACACGGGAGCAGUUCAUCUUCCGACUCGGUCGGACGGGAGCAGUUCAUCUUCCGACUCGGGACAACAAAUAACGACGCAGCUGCUGAAAAGUCAAUAUCUGCGAUGAAGAUGAUGUGUGCAGCAUCUCUGAAGAAAAUAAGGACGGUGUGUCGACGUAGGUAGCGAAUUGGUGAUGAUCUGUGAAUUGGAUCUGGUGCUCGAACUUGUACACCCGGGGAGCGGCCGCAAGAGCGGCCGCAAGAAGGUGGAGUACUUCUUUUCAAAGAGACGAAAUGCUCUUGUUCAAAGAGGUUGAUCAAAUCUAGGUUCACUUUCAGACUAGUGACUAGAACUAGAUCUGGAAGAAAGAGCCAAGCAGCGACUACGUACUGGGACCCGCUCUGCUGUGCUUUGAUUCGUUGUAAUCUAGAACUUGAGCUCAACCUCGUUUGCUGGUAGUUAUCAGCGAGCUACAUUUUGUUAGGGACGGGAAAAAUGGAAUUACAGCGGCUUUCGCAUGCUAAUCUAUGUAUUAUUGGGCAUCUUCACGAUCAGAUGACUUCGCUUUUGGCGCUGCUUCUAGAUCAGGUCCUCUCCUUUGAUCGUCGUAUUUGUAACUCGAGCUUGCGAUGCGACUGCGACACUGAGGCGGGAUUGUAUCUCCGACGGCGCAGCCCGCCUUUGGUGUGAGUCCCCACGACGAGCUCUUGAAGUACGUCUGAUAACAGCAUUUGAGUACUAAAGACCAAAUUGGUUGUACUAGAGGGAAAAGGGAGGAACUGUCUUUCCAAUACCCGGGUUCUUCUUGCAGCACUAGUAGUCCAAUCAUCACUCAAUUCCAACGCACACCACUAAAAGCUACCCAUUUUGUUGCUUGUGUAGUUGACGUGUCAAACGCAGCAGAAACAGCAACUCAAUUUCUUGUUGUCAAGUGGGUUCUCUUACCAAGACCAGAACCGGCCCCGUAUUCAGAAUAAGUCUUCUGAGUGCGGGCCAGCUUGGGCAAAAGAUGUAGGCGCUUACAACUUUAUGACAGACAACCGAGAGGACUACGUUCUUCAUAUUGUCUUUCUCAACUACUAGAUCUGUACCCACAGCAGCAGAAAAAUUUUCCGCGCAGUUCUGGGAACUGUCUGUAAGUCGUAAGACCUGCAGCAGCUUCCUUUGAACAUGGGCAAAGAUUUUAUGCCAAAUAGCUAUACGACAAUGGAAGAAGUAUUUUAGGGUUUUCGGCUCUACGCUUUUUACCUUCGCGCUACUACAUGUGCUGGGAAAUACAAGUAUGAUACUUACAGAUACGCCUUUGUUUUCGCCUAGACGCUACAAAUAAACGUCCUCGUAGUAUCAACCAAUAAAACAAAGCAAACGCUUCCCUGGUGAAGAUUGAUUUGUUUACAGCUUGGACAGACGUUAGAAAAGAGGCUGGUGAUUUUAGUGUGAUUUUAUGCAGAGAGGGCGCGUUAGGUCUUUGAUUUUCCGAGCUCGUCGAUGUGUGCCUGCGCCAGGCGUGUGGUGAGUAUUUGCCUGAGCAGGCUAAGGAAUUGCGGCGGGCAUUGCAUGGUGUCGGCGAUGUUUUUCGGGUGGACUUCGAUAAAAAACACGUCGCAAAAAUACCGCGAGCAACACCAAAAUAGCAUGCUCCCAACACCACUGCGCUUUUCUCCUUUCGCUUAUGAAUUUGCUUCGUCGUUUUUGUGCGUGGAUGUUGCAAAAGGCCAGCCAAAAAAAAACACCGAGCGCCAUCGUGAAUGAUUUUAAACCGCACGUUACGGCGUCAUCUUAAAAAAACAGCUUUUUUGCGGCUCAAAAAAGUUGGCAAAAAGUUGCUGGUGACUUUACAACAAAAAAAGAUGCUUUGGCUCUCCAUUUUGGAGCCAAAAUAUCGACCAUAGCAUGCAGGUUGCCGGCGCGCAACGCGUAAAGUCACCGUAAAGUCACCCUAAAGUCACCGCUAAAGUCACCAACAUCCGGACGGCAAAAAUUCCAAACCCAAUCCGCAUGGAAAAUUGCCGACUUGGCCAGGUAGAAUUCGCGUCGAAAAAGUGCCAAUCCCGGCGGUAGUAGGGACAUCGGCAAGACUUAGCGGCGUCAGUUUUGGUCUCGUGUGUCGAAAAAAGCAGCGCAAAAAUUGGGAGCGCUCGCCGCAUUGGAAAUUGCGCAUUUUGCCUUCUGAAUUUUUAAAAAUUAUGCCUGGAAUGCCGAUGGUAUGGCGCUUGUUUUUUGGCCCUCCUUUGUCUCCUCUUGUUGGUAUCUUCUCCUUUGCUCUCAGGGACAAAAGUAGAGAAAUCUUCUGAAGGCAAUGAGGCGUCUUUUUUUCGGCGCCGUGCUUGAGAAUAAAGCCCUAAAAUCACUAUAAAAUCACCCAUCAAAAUUCUAACGGGUGUCCAAGCUCUAAUUGAUUUGUCCACGAGUGUGCAGAGCUAAGAGCGACAAAAGUUCAAGUUUUUACGACGUACAAAGAUUUAUUGUCAUGAAAAACAAGAAACUACGCGACAUUUUCACAGCUUCAUUUGAACAAGCUUCCCCUUGCCUUCAAACCAUGCGGAGCAAAAUCCUCCAUUGGCAGCGCAAAUCCGGGAAAGAAAAAAACAUGACUAUAUAU